GCUUCCCAAUCUGACUCGUAAGUCGUAACUGACAAUCAACAGGAUAAACCUUCCAAAUUCCAAUCUUUCCACCUAACCUCAUAACUACAAUUAUUACAUAAACCCAACCAAUUCCACUAAAAAAAGCCAACAAGGAAUCGAAAACUUCCAGAGAAUCCAAAACUUUGAACACAGUAGGAAGCUGAACACCCAUCCAAACAAACAAAAUGCGCCAAAUCUGAUUCGAGCAUUAGAAAAUUUUAACCACACUGUUCGAAAACAACAAAUGGCGAAGAAGAGCGAUGGUCUGCCCCUGGAACUCAUAAUUGAAAUCCUGCUGAGGUUGCCGGUGAAGACUCUAUUACGAUGCAAAUGCGUCUGUAAGUCAUGGCUCUCUCUUAUUUCCGAUCCCAAAUUUGCAACUUCACAUUUUCAACUUGCUGCCUCACCCACAACACAUGGCCUUGUCUUUUUAAAAACAUAUUCUCCCAAUGAUCCUAAAGCCCUAAUUGUUGAUUUUGAUGCAUCGCUUACCGAUGAUUCAUCAUACGCUCCACUAACCCAUCAUUUUCGGCCUCCUCGUAUUUGUCCUGGAACUGAAAUUAGAGGUUCCUGUAGAGGCUUUAUAUUUUUGCACACUUACUCAGACUUUUAUCUAUGGAAUCCAUCCACUGGUGUCCACAAAAAAAUACCGGCCUCCAAACUCCGUCUUUACAAUCAUCUAUACGGUUUUGUUUACGAUCAUUCAACUGAUGAUUACUUGAUAGUUUUGCUGUCUUGUAAAGCUGCUCCUUAUACUAACUUGGAGAUUUUCUCAUUGAGAGCUAAUAAGUGGAAACAGAUUGAGGUUGAUUCUCAUUUUACUUAUCUUAUUACGACCACAUAUGACGAUGUUGGGUUGUUCUUGAAUGAUGCUAUUCAUUGGGUGGUUUUUAAUUUUGAGAUAAGAGAGGUUAUUAUUGCCUUUGAUAUUAAGGAAAGGAAAAUGUCAGAGAUAGCUCUGCCAUAUGAUGAUGGUGCUUCAAAUGAUGAUGGUCCUGACAACUACGGUUUGUCAGUACUUGGUGGGCUCAUCUGUGCAUCGAUUGUGGGGAAGCGUACGGUUAAGAUAUAUGUGAUGCAAAAUUAUGCUGUGCAUUCAUCUUGGACUAAGAUUCUUGAAUUUUCUGUCGAUCCUGUUAUGCUCCAUUCUUUGUCCAUAAGGUUCAUUACAAAAUCUGGUGAUAUGAUUGGAACAGACGGUAGAGGUAGAUUGAUGAAGUUUAAUGACAAAGGACAGCUGCUAGAGCAUCACUCCUGUGGUAAGGGAAUCGACACAGAGAGAUUCAUAAGAUCCCAAAUGGUUGUGUAUACAGACUCUCUGCUUUCACUCCCUUGUGGCGCUGAGGAGGCUUAAGAAUAUGAGUAGUGAUAACAAAUAAGAAGAACUGAUUGGGAAAUGUUAGCAUUUAUGCUUUUCUUUAUAUUUAUCUUGCACUCUGAACUCUAGGUAUCAUGAAGGAUGAUAAUGUUUUCUCUUUUGCAGUAUUUUAUAUGUUUUCUUUAUGUAAACAUUACUACAUUAGCAAUUUGUUUC
This is a messenger RNA of Vicia villosa (hairy vetch), 1555 nucleotides long. Its product is annotated as F-box/kelch-repeat protein At3g23880-like. Lineage: Eukaryota; Viridiplantae; Streptophyta; Magnoliopsida; Fabales; Fabaceae. The transcript has a single exon. The record is from RefSeq and is a predicted model, not a curated record. Bases 266 to 1375 code for a protein of 369 amino acids. Gene Ontology annotation, molecular function: protein binding.